Molecule: messenger RNA, 2148 nt
Organism: Carassius carassius (crucian carp)
Lineage: Eukaryota; Metazoa; Chordata; Actinopteri; Cypriniformes; Cyprinidae
Product: ankyrin repeat and SOCS box protein 15-like
Exons: 9
Coding region: 16-1713 (565 amino acids)
Biological process (GO): regulation of cardiac muscle contraction; protein localization to T-tubule; intracellular signal transduction
Cellular component (GO): T-tubule
Molecular function (GO): copper ion binding; protein binding
Source: RefSeq, a predicted model, not a curated record
AUUUUUUUGGACAGGAUGGAUGAAGAUGAAUUUACAGAUUAUCUCAUUCAGCUGACCAUUGAAGAGUCUUGUCACGAGGCAUUUGCAAUAUCGAAAAAUGGCUUCACCAGUGAUGAGAAUACGAAACUGCUGGCAGCAAUCGAGACAGGUGAUACUGCAGUCAUACGUGAGCUCAGGCAGUUUCCCAUGGCCUUCAAGGAAGUGGACAGUAGAGGAUUUCUACCACUCCACCGAGCCGCCAUGCAACCAUCAGGGAAAGUACUGGAGACAAUUCUGGUCUCCAUCAAGCCAAACUUGGAGGAGAAAGGUAGGAAUGGAGAGACUGCCUUGACAUUAGCAGUUCAAGCUGGACUGGAGGAGAAUGUCAGGAUCCUUCUGGAACAUGGAGCACAACCACAUAACCCCAACAGCAAAAAGGAAUCUCCACUUCUGCUGGCUGUAAGAGUCCGAUCUUAUCAAAUGGUGUACGCUCUCAUUGCACAUGGAGCUGCAGUGGAUCACGAAUGUUCUAAGAGGUGGAUGGCACUGCAUGAAGCAGCCCAGGUGGGAUGCGUUGACAUCUUAAUGCUGCUGCUGAGACAUGGCGGCCAAGUGUCAGUGAGGGAUUGUAAUGGAGGGACACCGCUGAGUGUAGCAGCAGAAUGGGCCAAUCUUGAAGUCCUCCAAGUUCUCAUUGAUAUUGGAGCUGAUGUGAAUGCGCAGUCCUGUAAGGGUGAAAGUGUGUUGAUGGAUGCAGCUGGUUCUGGAAACCCAGACUGUGUGGAUCUUCUGCUUGAACAUGGAGCCUCACCAAACUUGCCCAGUUUGACCGGGCAUCUUCCUAUUCAUCGUGCAGCCUUCGAGGGUCACUAUCUUGUGUUAAAAAUACUGAUAUCUGUCACAAGCAAGAAGGCUCUCGUACAGUCUGGUCAGAGUCCAGUUCACUUUGCUGCAGAUGGAGGUCAUGUGCAGUGCCUGCAGCUCCUGGUUGACAGUGGUUUUGAUGUGAACGCUCAACUUGACCAAACCAUCUCUGACAACCACAGUGACAUGCGUAGGAGCGCCCUUUACUUUGCCGUCUCAAAUGGAGAUGUAACUUGCACAGAGAUGCUGUUGAAUGCUGGAGCCAAGCCUGAUCUGGAUCCCCUGCAGUGCCUUCUAGUGGCGGUGAGAGCUAGGAUGUACGAGAUUGUCAGGAUUCUCCUGGCCAACCAAGCAGAUGUGAACUGUUACUUCACUGAGGUCAACAACACCGUGUUUCCCACUGCCUUACAAUACUGCCUGAAGGAUGAGCAGAUGAUCCGAUUACUUCUGAAUAAUGGAUAUGAUGUAGACAAAUGUUUCCACUGUCACCAUGAUUUCCAUUUCAACAUGGGGUUGGUUUGGAAUGACAUACAUCUACAUGAACAAUGUUGUGUCAUCUGUGAUGGUGAAGACAAAAUACCUUUCUGUGACUUCAUGAGUUUGUGCUGCCUGGUUGGCCUGUCUGGACGAGUGGUACUGAUCCUGCUGGACUAUGUCAUCUGCGUCCCCCUCUGCUCACGGCUGAUAUCCAUCCUGGAGAAGCAAAAGGAGUGGCCAGAGAUAUGCACCAUCUUGAACAACCCACGAUCCCUGAAGCACCUCUGUCGUCUGGAAAUCAGAAAACACAUGACCAUUAAAAGACUCCGUAAUACAAUUAUAAUGGAUUCUUUUCCACCUCUGAUUAAAAAUUACCUGCUGUACAAGGAAUAAGAUCUGACUUGAUCAGUACAAAUGUAACAAUUAAUUUAAGUUUUCUUGUCUGAAAUGUUCUGUCACUGAAUAUUAUAUAUUGUACAUGUAAUGUAUAAUCUUAUUGUCAGUUAUAUAAAAUGUUAAUUGAUAAAAAAAUUUGUACACAUAAUAACUGUUUGGAUACUAAUUUGAGCUGAAUAGAUUAAGUAUUAGAUCACAAAUAGCAUAUUAUAAUGUUAAUUGUAUUCAUGCAACAUGGCGAAUCCUACAGUGAUUAAAAUGAUUUUUUAUCUGUCUGGGAUGCUAAAUAAAGUUUCAUAUGUCAGUUUGACAGAGUCAGUGUGCUAUUAUCAAGGUUUCUUCUGCUGUGCUGUAAUUUAUUCUUUGUUUCAUCUUCUAAACUUCUUCUAGAUGCUUUUGAGUCAUAAUAAAAAUAUUUUGUUCUCCCUUCAA